Plasmodium inui San Antonio 1 is the source of this 1959-nucleotide messenger RNA. Its product is annotated as glucose-regulated protein. Gene Ontology annotation, cellular component: cytoplasm; membrane; endoplasmic reticulum chaperone complex. NCBI's taxonomy places the organism in Eukaryota, Apicomplexa, Aconoidasida, Haemosporida, Plasmodiidae. The transcript is spliced from 2 exons. The record is from RefSeq and is a predicted model, not a curated record. Bases 1 to 1959 code for a protein of 652 amino acids. Gene Ontology annotation, biological process: protein refolding; endoplasmic reticulum unfolded protein response; cellular response to unfolded protein. Gene Ontology annotation, molecular function: heat shock protein binding; ATP-dependent protein folding chaperone; ATP hydrolysis activity.
AUGAGGAAUACGAGGCCGUUUAUUUUUCUCCUGGCGCUCUCCCUGUUAAAUUGUAUUAGGGCCAUAGACUCCAACAUUGAAGGCCCCGUGAUCGGAAUCGACUUAGGCACGACGUACAGUUGUGUUGGCGUUUUCAAAAAUGGAAGAGUCGAGAUAUUGAAUAACGAGCUCGGAAACCGUAUCACGCCAUCCUAUGUGUCCUUCGUGGACGGAGAAAGGAAAGUGGGUGAGGCAGCAAAAUUGGAAGCAACUCUACACCCCACCCAGACAGUGUUCGAUGUGAAACGGUUAAUAGGAAGAAAAUUUGACGACCAAGAAGUAGUGAAAGAUAGGACUUUAUUGCCAUAUGAGAUUGUAAAUCAGGAAGGGAAGCCAAAUAUAAGAGUACAGAUAAAGGACAAGAAGACGACCUUUGCCCCAGAACAAAUCAGUGCCAUGGUUUUGGAGAAAAUGAAAGAAAUAGCUCAAUCGUUUCUGGGAAAGCCAGUUAAAAACGCAGUGGUAACUGUGCCAGCUUAUUUCAAUGAUGCACAGAGACAAGCAACGAAAGAUGCAGGAACCAUUGCAGGAUUGAACAUUGUGCGUAUUAUAAACGAACCAACUGCAGCAGCUUUGGCUUACGGAUUGGAUAAGAAGGAAGAGACGAGCAUUCUAGUCUACGAUUUAGGAGGAGGAACCUUCGAUGUAUCCAUUCUUGUCAUCGAUAAUGGUGUGUUCGAAGUUUACGCCACGGCAGGAAAUACUCACUUGGGAGGAGAGGACUUCGAUCAAAGAGUGAUGGAUUAUUUUAUCAAAAUUUUUAAGAAGAAGACAAAUAUAGAUCUCAGAUCGGAUAAGAGAGCGAUCCAGAAGUUGAGAAAAGAAGUCGAAAUUGCAAAGAGAAACUUAUCUGUAGUUCACUCGACUCAGAUCGAGAUUGAGGACAUCGUAGAAGGACAUAGCUUUUCUGAGACCUUGACUAGAGCCAAGUUUGAAGAAUUAAAUGAUGACUUAUUUAGAGAAACUUUAGAACCCGUAAAGAAGGUACUAGAUGACGCAAAAUAUGAAAAGAGCAAAAUCGAUGAGAUCGUUCUUGUAGGAGGAUCUACUCGUAUCCCAAAAAUUCAACAAAUUAUAAAAGAAUUCUUUAAUGGAAAAGAACCCAAUAGAGGUAUCAACCCAGAUGAAGCUGUAGCUUACGGUGCUGCCAUUCAAGCUGGAAUCAUUCUCGGAGAAGAAUUACAAGAUGUCGUCUUGCUAGAUGUUACUCCACUGACAUUAGGAAUAGAAACCGUUGGAGGUAUCAUGACCCAACUUAUUAAAAGGAAUACAGUCAUCCCGACGAAGAAGUCACAGACCUUUUCUACCUACCAAGACAACCAACCAGCUGUGUUAAUACAAGUAUUUGAAGGUGAAAGAGCAUUGACCAAGGAUAACCACCUUUUGGGAAAAUUCGAAUUGUCAGGCAUCCCACCGGCACAAAGAGGAGUCCCCAAAAUUGAAGUCACUUUCACGGUUGAUAAGAAUGGAAUCCUCCACGUAGAAGCGGAGGACAAAGGUACAGGAAAAAGCAAAGGAAUUACAAUUACGAAUGAUAAAGGAAGACUCUCCAAGGAACAAAUCGAAAAAAUGAUUAACGAUGCAGAAAAAUUUGCAGAUGAGGAUAAGAACCUCCGAGAAAAAGUCGAAGCGAAAAAUAACCUUGAUAAUUAUAUACAGAAUAUGAAAGCCACUGUGGAGGAUAAAGACAAAUUGGCAGACAAAAUUGAGAAAGAUGAUAAGAAUGCCAUUUUGAAUGCCGUAAAGGAUGCAGAGAACUGGCUCAGCAACAAUUCCAAUGCCGAUGCCGAAGCGCUGAAGCAAAAGCUGAAAGACGUCGAGGCUGUUUGCCAGCCUAUCAUCGUCAAGUUGUACGGCCAACCCGGUGCUAACUCUCCCCCCCCAAGUGGAGACGAGGACGUCGAGAGCGACGAGUUGUAA